This is a messenger RNA of Fusarium keratoplasticum, 1755 nucleotides long. RefSeq lists its product as uncharacterized. The record is from RefSeq and is a predicted model, not a curated record. The transcript is spliced from 3 exons. Lineage: Eukaryota; Fungi; Ascomycota; Sordariomycetes; Hypocreales; Nectriaceae. The coding region runs from base 1 to 1755 and encodes 584 amino acids.
AUGCUCCUCACUGUCAUACUUGAUUCAAAGUUGAUUCAAGCCAUGAUCAGCACCACCAUUUCUUUUUGUUUGAUUUUGGGUAGUCGUGAACGGCACACUGACCAUUUCCUCAGCGAUUUCAGCUUCUCUCAGCCUACCAUGGCUUCGACAACAUCUGGACUCUUUUCUUUUUCUCAAACAGAACCAUCAGCGGACCUCUUGACAGGUUCGUCGUGGGCUACGACAGCAGAAGGACCACAGAACUUUCAAGAUUUCUCAGACAAUGGAUCUGCCCAUUCCGGAGAAGCCGAGGAGUUCAUUUUCACAUCUGGCCAGACUACCCCCCGAGGAAGCCGUGUUCACUCCCAAGGACGCCAGGACAUUCAGACCAACUGGACUGCAUCCAGGACUGCUCCUGUGACCCGAGGUGGACAAGCGAUGUCCAGGGUUAGCUCGAACAGAUCCAACGGCUCUGCGCUGUCACAAUCAUCACACUUGUCCAACAACAUGGACUUCACAGGUAAUGCUUCCGCUCUCCAGACUGGAACCCAGACCGGUGCUGCCAUGGCGGGAAUUGAUACUUGCCUCCUGGACACCGAUGCCGAUGGCAUCACGACCCAGAUGUACUGGCCUGGAUACUCCCUCGACGUUGGACUGAACGGCGAUGCCACCUUUUCCCUGCCGGACUCCAGCCCCCUCCACGUGGUCCCAGCCCACAUGCAGCUUGGCCCUGAUGUCAGCCUUGCCGAGAACUCUCCCCCUAGCCCCUGGGACUGCUUUUCUAGCUCCAUCUCCCGAUCUUCCUCUCCCAACACCAUCGAGGACCUGUGGUUCCCCACCCAGAGCCCCAACUCGUCGCCUCAGAUCCAAUGCCAGUCGCCUAGGUACGUAUUACCCGAUCGCAAAGUGACUCCCAAAUCGGUUUCUCACCUAGUCGAUUCUUUUAGCCUUGACCGGAACCUUCCCCUGAUCUCCGAGGAUGCCAAUGGAAAGGUGAUGCCUCAGCUUGAUGAGACCCUUGCCCUGCCUGCUCCUUUUGCCGGACCCCGACGACAGAACAGUGAUGGUGAGUCCGCCAGGGACCACGAUCUUUACAAGAAGGCCGCUCCCCAUGAGGAUGGACUCUACCACUGCCCCUGGGAGGGACAGCCCAGCUGCAACCACAAGCCCGAGAAGCUUAAGUGCAACUAUGACAAAUUUGUGGACUCCCACCUGAAGCCCUACCGCUGCAAGGCCGAGUCGUGCGAGGGCGCCCGCUUCUCGUCGACUGCGUGCCUCCUCCGUCAUGAGCGUGAGGCCCACGGACUCCAUGGCCAUGGUGACAAGCCUUUCCUUUGCGUCUACGAGGGAUGUGAGCGUGCUGUGCCCGGAAAUGGAUUCCCCCGCCAGUGGAACCUCCGAGACCACAUGAAGCGCGUCCACAACGACCACGGAAGCUCCAGUGGCUCGCCCACCAACGGAUCCGCCCAGCCUUCCAAGGGACGUAAGCGCAAGACUGAAGUGACCGAGACUCAGACCGCCCCCAGCCGCAAGGCGGCCGUCAAGUCCAUGCCCAUUCCCCAGGAGCCCAAGGAGUCCGCGACCCAGCCCCUUCUUGACCAGUGGAUGGAGCACCGUAAGGCCGUGGAGAACCUCUUCCAGACCCUUGUCAAGCCCGAGGAUGCCCAGAACGUCCAGCACAUCGCCACCAUGCAGAAGCGCCUCACUUCCAUGAUGAAGCUUACCAACGACCUCAACUCGGUCAAGACUGGCAACGCUAUUGCUGGCACCGGUUGA